This is a messenger RNA of Zingiber officinale, 1449 nucleotides long. Its product is annotated as alcohol dehydrogenase-like 7. Gene Ontology annotation, cellular component: cytosol. Gene Ontology annotation, biological process: formaldehyde catabolic process. The record is from RefSeq and is a predicted model, not a curated record. The coding region runs from base 226 to 1371 and encodes 381 amino acids. The transcript has 9 exons. Gene Ontology annotation, molecular function: zinc ion binding; S-(hydroxymethyl)glutathione dehydrogenase [NAD(P)+] activity. NCBI's taxonomy places the organism in Eukaryota, Viridiplantae, Streptophyta, Magnoliopsida, Zingiberales, Zingiberaceae.
UGAGAGCUGACCACGUCUACAAUAUCAAUAGACGGUAUUAUUUAUCAGAUUACCAAAAUCUGUGGGAUCUGAUUUUGUUUUUCUUUUCAUUAGAAAAAAGAUCUCAAUUAAAUUAGUGACUGGACCACCAGGCACCAAUUUCCCCUAAAUCCGCCGCUUUUGUCUCUGCCUCUCUGGAAUUGUGGGCAGGUAGAGUACUAGCUCGUCUUCUUCCCAAGGGCUUCAAUGGAGAUGCCUUUCCCAGAGCCCAUCAGAUGCAAAGCGGCAGUGUGCAGAUCCGCCGGCGAGCCUCUCCUAAUUGAGGAGGUCGUGGUGGCGCCGCCGCGUGCCCACGAAGUCCGCGUCAAGAUCAUCUGCUCCUCCCUCUGCUUCAGCGACGUCUCCCGUUGGCGCCUCCGCGAGUUCCCCGCCGUCUUCCCCACAAUCCUCGGCCACGAAGCCAUCGGGGUGGUGGAGAGCGUGGGGGAGGAGGUGGAGGAGGUGGCGGCGGGGGACACGGUGAUGCCGGUGUUCCUGGCCGACUGCCGCGACUGCGUCGACUGCCGGUCGGAGCGGAGCAACAUGUGCUCUCGACUCCCGUUCCGGCCGUUGACGGGGAUGCCGCGGGACGGGACCACCCGGUUCACCGACGCCGCCGGCGCGCCCGUGUACCACUAUCUCACCGUCUCCAGCUUCAGCCAGUACACCGUCGUCGACGUCACCAACGUCGUCAAGGUCUCCGCGGAACUUCCGCCGGAGAAGAUCUGCGUCCUCAGCUGCGGCUUCUCCACCGGAUUUGGAGCAGCUUGGAAGGUUGCAAAUGUGGACCCCGGAUCCACCGUGGCAGUCUUUGGACUUGGAACUAUUGGAUUGGCCGUCGUAGAAGGGGCGCGACUUCAAGGUGCCGGAAGGAUAAUCGGAGUCGAUUCUAACCCCGACAAGUUUGAAGUCGGUAAGAGGUUGGGUCUCACUGAUUUCAUAAAUCCUAAUGAUAUCGGCCAUCGAUCCAUUAACGAGGUGAUCAAGGAAAUGACCGACGGCGGUGCGGAUUAUUGUUUCGAGUGCAUCGGUCUAGCAUCCGUGAUGUUGGAAGCGUAUAGAAGCUCUCGAUCGGGUUGGGGGAAGACCGUUAUUCUUGGAGUCGAGAAGAACAUGUCGCCGAUCACAAUUGACUCGAAAGAAAUCUUGUGCGGUAAAACGAUCAUCGGUUCAGCAUUCGGGGGACUGAAAUCCAAGACCCACAUUCCAAUCCUCAUAGACAAAUAUCUCAACAAGGAGCUUCACUUGGAUGAGUUUGUGACACAUGAAGUUGGACUGGAUGAGAUUAACAAGGCUUUUGAGCUGCUGAUUGAAGGGAAAUGCAUCAGAUGUGUGAUAUGGAUGGAUAAAUAAUAAUGAUAUUUUUAUGUCUGUAAUAUUUACACAUAAUAUCGAACAAUAAUUAAUAAUGAUUUUUUUUUUGAAAAAUAA